AUGUAAGAUCUAAGGUGUACUGUUGCAGAUCAUAAUAAAAAAAAGUUUGUAUCAAUUACUCUUUAGAAGGAAGCUGAAAAAAGAUUAUUCUGUUUUCAGUGUUAAAGUGAUGCUAUUGGAGGAGAUUUUACAAAAUCAUAAUUAGUAAGUAAACUUAAACUAUGUGAUUUGGAUGAAGUUAUGGAAGGAAAUGCUUAUUCUGUAUAUAAUUGGCCAGCUGAUGAUGAAGGUACUAAGGUCAAAGACUUCUUAGUUGGAUAUAAGGUAAUUGUUGAAUGUAACUUUCUUUAGAGCAUUGAAUAAUAUAGAAAGGAUAUAGAAGAUUUCUUUCUUUAAAUGAAAUAAAAAUUGAAUGAAUAAGUGGAGAAUGUUAAACAACUUUUGGUAGAAGCACUAAAUGCAACUUAAUUUAUGAAAGAUGAAAAACUUAAAUAAGAAGAGCCAGAAAAGAAGGAUGCCAAAAAAGAUGAUAAGAAGGAAACAAAAAAAGAUGAUAAGAAAGAAACAAAGAAAGAUGAUAAGAAAGACACAAAAAAGGAUGAUAAAAAAGAUGAGAAAAAAGAUCUAAAGAAAGAAGGUAUUUAUAAUUCUUAUAUUAAAUAGAUGAGAAAAUAGAUUUAACACCAACUAUUGAAAAUUUAAAGAAAUAUUAUGAUACUAUUUAUGAUCUUACAAAAAUCAAGACAAUUAUUAAAGAAAAUGUCAAGAGUGAUCCAAAUCUCUUGAGUGCAAAAAUUAAUGAUUACUUAAAUGAUUAAAAAAGAUCUGAAUAAAUUAUUAAUAUGAGAAAAGUCUUUUAAGGUGUCAUGUCUGGAAAAGUUGGAAUUAAUUAAAUUACAUUACAUAAAUAGGUAUUUGAAAGUUAUUGGGAAUAAAUUUAGAAUAGUAUUUAAUAAUGGCCUGUAAUCAAUUUUUAUUAAAUAUUAGUAUAAAUUUGGAAAACCUCAAUGGAAAUUGAAUCCUUCUAAAGCAGAUGAGUCUAAAUUAAUUAAAUAAUUGUCAGAUGAUUUUAAAGAAUGUGCUGGAGCUGGAUUACAAUCUUAAAUUAUUUAUUCUGAUGUAAGUUUUAGUGAAGGUUAACAUGGUUGCAUAGUAUUAUUUAAAGAAUUUGAUUAAAAGAGAGCUGGAGCAAAUGGUAAUUUUUAUGUAGGAGUUGUACCAGAAGAUUCUAAAGAUAAAUCUCCAUAUGGACAUGGUUAUAGAAGAGAUUUAUUUAGUCAAAAUGGAGAAGGAUUGAAUGUAAGAAUAGGAACUGAUUUCAAUAAUGUUUUUAAAGUAAUUCUAAUUAAAUAAAUAUUUAGAUGCCUCCAAAAUUAUUAGCUGUUAAAUUGGAUAUUGAUAACAAUUAUUUUGAAAUUUGUGAUGGCAAACGUACAGUAGUUUAUGGAUUGGAAAAAGAUAGCAAAUUAAAAGAUCAAAAGUGGAGAAUCUAUUUUUGGUGGAAUAUAGCAGCUGAUAGAAUCUAAUUAAUUCACAGUUAUUGAGCCAAGUUUAUUUUUAUUAACAAAAUAAAUAUAGUUUUAAAUUUAAU
Molecule: messenger RNA, 1531 nt
Organism: Paramecium primaurelia
Lineage: Eukaryota; Ciliophora; Oligohymenophorea; Peniculida; Parameciidae
Source: the annotation of a GenBank genome assembly